UUUUUGUUCCCAGAUCUCCUCCUCGGUGCGCUGUCCACUUCAGCACCACAAGCAGAGCAGAGGAGGGGACUGAAGACACGGCUCAACAUCAGCACCAGCACCCACCCGAAGUCCCACAGACCGAAAAACACCCACCCAAAUCCGCCCCGAUCACUGCCAGCGACGAGCCAAAGGACUGCGGGAAAGAGUUCAGUAACCAUGUACGAUGCGGCGAGGGUGCCAUCUCCUAAAGAUGGUGCAAACGGGGUGGCCCAGUCCGUGGUCCCAGGGCCUGGAGCUGGACCAGUGGCGGGUUCUGGGGAUCUGACACCCACUGCGGCCCUCCAAACUAAAACUGAGGAGGGACAGCCAGGAGCCGAAGAGGAGGAGGAGGAGGAAGAGGAGGAGGAGGAGGAUGAGGAAGAGGAGGAGGAGCCCAAAGCAGAGACGAUUCUGGUGAAGAAGCCUCAUAGGGAGAUUCUGGACCACGAGAGGAAGAGGAGGGUGGAGCUCAAAUGUAUGGAGCUGCAGGAGAUGAUGGAGGAGCAGGGGUACACAGAAGAAGAGAUUCGACAGAAAGUGAGCACCUUCAGACAGAUGUUGAUGGACAAAGAGGGCGUGAUCACCAGAGAGGGCUCACACACACAACCAGGGGUGAACCACCUGCACUAUCAGCCUCACGAGUAUGAAGAGGACCCUGAAAUGGUCGGCUAUGGAGGCGGAGACUAUGAGCAAGAUUACCACAGUGACAACAGAGUAAAGAGGAAAUCAAGCAGCUCUCCAUCCCCUCGUCCCAAGAAGAGGAAGAAGAAGAAAUCUGGCCGCAGAAGGAGUCGGUUUGGCAGCUCGUCACCCAAUCACAGAGAGAAGAAGAAAAAGAGUGAGAAACACAAGAGAGACAGAUCUGCAUCUGGCUCCAGGAAAAAGAGGAGAUACAGAUCGGGCAGCCCAAAGAACAAACACAAAGACAAGAACAAACCGAAGAAGAGGUCCCCCGGUGAGACCCCGAGUAGGAGUUCGCAGCGUCAAGGAAGCUGCUGCAGUUCCCGUAGCGCCUCCCUGUCCUCCACCCGCAGCACUUCUAAAUCUCCCACCAGACUGAACUCCAAGCACAAGACAGAUGGACAAAAAGCAUCGGGCACCUCGCUAUCCCCGGGCUCCAAAGCUCCCGCUGCCUGGCACAACGGAGACCAUACCCAGCGGAGCCGCAAUGGAAAGGCCGGCAGACUCAACCACAGCGAGGGCGAGAAAGGGCACGAUAAGCUCCGUCUGCUGACUGCUAGCUCUGCAGGCCUCCAGUCCACGUUGCUGAAAGAGCACAAGCUCCACAGCGCCCCCAGCAGGAGCCAAACGGGACAGAUGUGUGCGGCAGGAGAGGCUGGGAGUGUGGACGGAAGGAACUCAGCAGUAAACCAGACGUCAGGGAGGAGAGGGAGUCAAAGGGGCCAGAAUAAGAGCUCCCAUUCCCCCGCUCACAGCAGCGACUCGGCCCACUCCCAGCAUAACCACACCCACAGAGGGAAAACCUCUCGGCACCAGAGGAAGGCAAAAGGUGGCCACUCUUCCAAGCGGCACCACCGCUCUACCCGAGGUCAGGCUCACCACCGGAGCACGUCAGCUUCUCCAGGACGCCACUCGCACACAUCAGGCAGAAAGAAAGAGAAAGAGGAAACUCGAAGCAAACCAAACCUCCGACAGCGCAGCAGCUCGUGGAGCAGCGGACACUCAUCGUCACGCUCUGCCUCCAGAGACAGAGGUCCCAGCAAGGCCAAGUCCCCACACAACAGACAGAACAAUUCCAGAGAGAAGGACAGCGCCAACCGCUCCGACACAGACAGCCGAGCCCGCCGCCGCUCACGCAGCUACUCACCUAUUCGCAAAAGAAGAAGAGAUUCCCCCAGCUUUAUGGAGGCUCGCAGGAUCACCAGUGCUCGGAAGCGGCCGAUCCCGUACUAUCGGCCCAGUCCCUCCUCAUCCAGCUCCGACAGCAGCCCGACACGGUCCAGCCGCAGCCGGAGCCGCAGCUAUAGCAGCUACAGCCGGAGCAGGAGCCACAGCCGGAGCCACAGCAGAAGCAGGAGCCGUAGCAGGAGCUGGAGUCGAAGCCGCAGCCAGAGCCGGAGCUGGAGCCGUAGCAGGAGUCGAUCCCGCAGCCAUCACAGCUACUACAGCCGGAGCAGCUACGAUAGCCCUGGGUUCUGAAAGAAAAGACGGUGCAGAAGAGAAACCAGAUCAAAGCAAGGGGAAGUCCGUUUAAAAAUUAAAAUGACAGUCAAGGGCCCUUUACCCUCUCUCCAACUCUGAGCCUGGAUCAAAGAAUCGUGUUUUGAUAGAGCACAUUUCUGUCAAAUUGGCUGUCACUGUUCAUUAUAUCUUCACGCAUACAAGGUGUUAAAGGAAAUGUCAAAAAUCUGUUUGGUAGAGCACAGAGAACAAAUCUGGCUGUAUGUUAGCACUUUUUUUCUCUUCUUCCACAAAACAACCAAAAAUGAAUCCAUUCAAAAUUAUAUAUACGAUAUAAAUAUAUAAAUAUAUACUACAAAUAGGAGCUGAGUAGAAAGGAAAAAGAGGACACAUCCACAACUUUCUGUACAUUCAAGAGAAUCUGACUUUUUUUCUUCCCUCACCAUGAACUCAUCUCCCCAAAGACUUCCAUUUCAUCGACGCACAGCGAUCAACAAACAUGAGAACAAAAGAGAAGUUCGGACGAUGAAACAGGAAGCAAAAACAUGAAAGAAGAACUUUUUUUUAUGAUGUAUAGGUUUGUCUGUAUAGAUGUAAACUCUCUUUAAGUUCUGGCUUUGUAAACUAUGCACUGUAUAUUCCAUGUAGUUUAAGGAGGCUUGUUUUAGCAUGAUGCAUCAGGAGAGACUUGCUGCUCGAUGAAGAGUCACCUGGCUGACAUGAAAGGUGCCAGGGUGCACUGCGCUCCCCUCUGACAUGCUCAGUAUGUCCCUGCCUGCAGACAGAGGUGAAUGAGAGAGAGGGGGCAAAAAAAAAAAAAACUAUGUAUGAAGUAUUUUUACUCUCUAUCCUGUUUAAGUUAUUAUGUUGAUUCUGCUGAUCCUGACAUCAUGUGUGAGAAUGUGUGUGUGAGUGAGUGUGUGUGUGUGUACCUCCUCUGCAAAAACCACUGAGGUCAUUAUGUUUGUGUGCAGCUCCAUUGCUGGUACUGUACAGGACAACUGUCUGCAAAAAUCCUCCAUGCACACUUUUGCUAUUUAUAAUCCUGCUGUAUUUAUUAGUUUAUUUAUUGGGUUAUUUAUUAUUUAUUCUAUUUAUCAUGUAAAGCAGUUGGAUCGUGCUUUGAAGAAGAGAUUGCUGCAAAUGUAUUCCCACUUGAAAAUGAACCGUACAUGUCCAUGUGUUACAGAUCUGUCUCUUAAUGUGGUGAAGGCUUUAUUUCGCUACCAGGUUAGCAAGCAGGGUGAAUGUGCACCGCUGUGUGAUAGAGAUGCUCUGAUUUCAGCCAGUGGAACUGAGACUUCGCCCACGUUUACUCCCACGACGGCCAUUAUGGCUCUAACUGUAACGUUUCAUUUUAAUGCAAGCUAUUGUGUCCCUGCCUACAUUACGGAGUAAAGAAUGAGCCUCAAACAGAACCAAAACACCCACCUGUGUGGAGAGGAGAGUCGAUUCUGACACUCUGAUACUCUGAUGUUUUUAGCCAACACAUACCCUGUUAUAAUGGGUCAGUGGGUAUGAGGUUACUCUGUGUCUUUAUUGUGAAGAACAUGAUGAAUUUAAAAGCAACAUUUCAUGCAAAACAAAACUUUUUGGAGUAAUUAAAUGCAUGAUUUGUGUUGCAGAAUGUAUUUAUGCAAAUUUAAAAAGGCCUAUCUUGCAAAUCGAAAAGUUCCCAGAAUCUGUAAUUUUUCCAUGAUUCAAAAAGUUUUCAAAUUAUAAAAGAAAAAUUUUGUCAGUAUUAAUUUUUUUGCUUUUGAACCCCAGAAAACUGCUAGAUGUUGAGCUGAAUUUUGAGGGUGGGAAAAAAUGUAAGAAAUGUAAGAAUUGUCCAGCCUCAAUUUGGGGGGCGCAUCAGCAGCACGACUGGCUACAUUGAUCCCAGUUAAAUGGUGCGCCCCAUGUACAGAGGCUUUAGUCCUGGAAGCAAGCAGCCCGGUAAGAGUCCAACCCACAGCCCCUUGCCCACUUUGCCCCACUCUAUCCACUAUCCUGUCUCUGAGUAGAGACACAAAAUCCCCUUAAUAAACUUUUAAUUAAAAUUUUACUCCUAAGGAAAGCCUUAUGACAAUGUUUUGAUUUUCAAUUUUUCUUUUUUAUUACAGUGCUCAACGUUUUUGAUCCUGAACAUGCUCUGUGAUAGGAUAAUAAAGGCACAAUAGUAACCUCAUAGGAAAGUCAAUAAACUGGCGAAACAAUCAGGGAUCACCUGAAGUCUUCCUUUCCAUCCAUCCAGUCUCAUGUCCACUCACAGUGUUUUAUUCCCAGUGUAACCAGACUUAACUAUGAUACUCUGCAAACCUGUUUAUUUAUUCCAAGUAUAGCAUUAUCCCUUUGGUUCUACAAGUCAUUCUUUGUAGUGUACAACUUAUUAUACCUGACAAUAAACAGAAACAAAUGGGAAAGUUA
This is a messenger RNA of Notolabrus celidotus (New Zealand spotty), 4572 nucleotides long. RefSeq names its product serine/arginine repetitive matrix 3 (gene srrm3). NCBI's taxonomy places the organism in Eukaryota, Metazoa, Chordata, Actinopteri, Labriformes, Labridae. Gene Ontology annotation, molecular function: mRNA binding. The record is from RefSeq and is a predicted model, not a curated record.